AAAACUAUGAACUUUAUUGAUUUUAAACGUGCCCGAAAGCUAUAAUUUGCCCACAGAGGACUGUAAUAAGAGCAUUUGGAUGUUUUCUGAUGAAUGAAAGCAAUCCAUGAGGCGGCAGAUAGCAGAAUUGGUAAGAGAUGGACUCUACAGAGAAGCCCUUACGCUCUACUCACACCUCCACUCUUCAUCUUCUUCACUUCGCAAUGGAUUCACCUUCCCAGCACUUCUCAAAGCCUGUGCCAAGCUUAGGGCGAUUCCUCAAGCCCAAAUGAUCCACACCCACCUCGUCAAGACUGGGUUCCAGUCCGAUAUCUACGCAGCCACUGCCCUCACCCACCUAUACAUGAAAAUCAACAGCUUGGGUUGUGCACUCAAGGUGUUCGACGAAAUUCGCGAGCCAACCAUCGAUUCGAUGAACGCCUUCAUUUCUGGGUUUUCUCAGAAUGGGUAUUACGGAGAGUCCUUUAGGACGUUUGGGUUACUUGAUUCUUGGAAUCUCCGGCCGGAUUCGGUUACUAUAGCUGGGGUUGUGUCAGGAUGUGAGAGUGUUAUACAUGGUGGGCAAAUGCAUUGCUGGGCUGUAAAGAUUGGGGUUGAGAUGUGUGUGUAUGUUGCAACCUCGCUUCUGACUAUGUAUUCCAGUUCUGGUGAUGUGGUUUCAGCCACAAAGUUGUUUGGGUUAGUUGAGAACAAAAAUGUGGUUUGCUAUAAUGCAUAUUUGACCUGUUUAUUGCAGAAUGGUGUGUCUGGGACUGUCUUGGUUUUGUUUGAGGAGAUGAAGAGAUCAUCAGAUGAAGGGCCUAAUUCUGUGACCUUGGUUUCUGUUCUUUCUGCUUGUGCAGAACUCAAGAAUCUGAAGUUUGGCAUGCAAGUUCAUGGGUCUGCUGUAAAAACUGAUGAAAUUCAUACUAUGGUUGCCACUGCCCUUGUGGAUAUGUAUUCUAAAUGUGGUUCUUGGCAGUGUGCAUUUGCAGUGUUUGAAGAACUUGAUAGUGAAAGGAGCUUGGUUACUUGGAAUUCGAUGAUUGCAGGAGCGAUGCUCAAUGGUCGAAGUGAGAACGCCGUUGAGCUUUUCACACGGUUGGAAAGUGAAGGAUUAAAGCCUGAUUUAGCAACAUGGAACACUAUGAUCAUUGGAUUUUCGCAGCUUGGUAAAGCAGCAGAAGCUGUUAUGUUCUUUAGAAAAAUGGUGUCUGCAGGUGUCAAGCCGAGCGAGAAACUAGUGACCAGUCUUUUGACAGCGUGUUCUGCGCUGUGCAUGCUCGGCUCUGGAAAACAGAUUCAUGGAUAUUCCAUCAGGACUGGCUGCAGCACAGAUGCGUUUCUUACGACAGCAGUGAUCGAUGUGUACAUGAAAUGCGGGCAAGUUUCUUUGGCGUGCAAGGUUUUUGACGAGUUUGAGCACAAGCGCGAUGACCCUGCCCUCUGGAAUGUGAUGAUCUCGGGGUAUGGAACGAAUAAUCAAAGCGAAGCUGCUUUUGGAACGUUUAAUCGGAUGCUGCAGGAGAAAGUAAAGCCGAGCUUAGCCACUUUCAAUUGCAUUUUAUCUGUGUGCAGUCAUACCGGCCAAACUAACAAAGGAUGGGAACUCUUUAGAACGAUGAUAAUGGAUUUCGGCUUGACCCCAACUUCCAAACAACUUAAUAUUCUGAUUGAUCUCCUUGCUCGUUCCGGACAACUGGAUGAAGCAAGAGAGCUACUCCAGAAAAUACCCGUGCCUUCUGCUCCAGUUUUUGCCACGCUGCUCGGGGCUUCUGAGUGUCAUUCACAUCCAAAUCUCGGGGAAGAAAUGGCUCGAAAACUCAUGGAGUUAGAGCCUGGGAGUCCUAUUCCAUUGGUAAUCUUAUCCAAUCUAUAUGCUGGCCAAGGAAAGUGGAAUGAGGCUGAAAGAAUCAGAGAGACAAUAAAUGAGAAAGGCUUAAAGAAACUACCUGGCUAUAGCUUGAUAGGAGUGGCAUAAAAAACCAGACUUGCCCAAAUGUCUCUCUGUGAGUCUGUGACAAUGGAUAGCUAUGGAUAGCUACUCUAGCAGACACCAGCAAAAACUUAUCCAACCAAGCAUUUCUUGGGCAGAAAGUCUAAGUCUUGAUCAAAGAAACCGAGGAGGCGAGCUAGCUACACCUGCAGCUCUAUCACCCACCAAAAUUCCUCUGUCUGUAUGAAGUCCUCGAUUUUUGGUGGGAUUAAUCUCCAGCUGUCCCACCCAAUAGAAGUGUCUACAAUGCAGCGAGGGGAUUAGUCAUUGUGUUUGAUGGUGAAAAUCCUGGGCUACACCCAAAAAAAAAAAAAAAAAACAAUGAUGUCCAACUAAUUGUUGGGCUCAAACUGGUGCUUUUGGAUCUUGACCAUUCUCAGCUAUUUCUGGUUUUUGGAGCUUGGGCCUGAUUUUAGAACAAGGUAAAACUUUAUUGGGUUCUUAAUUCUUAUUCAUAUUCUUGACCCAAAAAUCCCAGAAGGAAUCUUACCCAGUCAUAAUCUUGCUGUCUUCUGUCUAAUUGUUAGUCUAUCUCACCCAAUUGUAGUACAAACAGAAGGGAUAUCAUGUGUGGGAGUACACAUGUACAAUCUUGUACUUCUUCACAACCCAUGUUGUGCAUAGCCUAUGUACUAACAUGGUACUGCACAUUGUUACCCAUUAUCAUUUUGCCUGUCUUGUAUUUAUAUAUAUACUGGAUGAAAGAAUGGAAUCAUAUUCAUUGUAAGCCCAAAGUCGAAUUCGAACUUGUAACUUUGUGAUUACCAAGUCAGUCAACUUGACCAACUCGGUUGAGGUUAUCCGUCCUCAUUGUCUACCUUGAUUUGAGGAAAAGCAUUUGAUUAAAGGUGGAAUAGUUCAAUAGGGUCGGCAUGAGAGCACAUGUGGCCUUUUAUAAAUAAUGCAUCAUGUGUUCUCAGGUCGCCCCUGUAGAUCUAUUUUCCACCAUCCUAUCCAUUAUCCAGGAUGAGAUUGAUCCGGUCGAGUCUAGGUCAGACUCCAUUGAAGAGUGACUCACAAGGCGUUGUUGCAUACACCAUGUUCUCCUUUAGUUGAACUAUCUGUAAUUCUUUUUUAUAUCAAAUAAUUCGCAAUUGAAUUAUUGCUUAAUCUUCUUCAAGAUUAUUACUAAUAAUAAAAUUUUGAAGACUUGUUAGUCAUUUUUUGUUUUCUGAAUAUUAUAAUAUUACAACAUUUGGUUA
Molecule: messenger RNA, 3177 nt
Organism: Ipomoea triloba (trilobed morning glory)
Lineage: Eukaryota; Viridiplantae; Streptophyta; Magnoliopsida; Solanales; Convolvulaceae
Product: pentatricopeptide repeat-containing protein At2g02750
Exons: 2
Coding region: 107-1960 (617 amino acids)
Biological process (GO): RNA modification
Molecular function (GO): protein binding; RNA binding
Source: RefSeq, a predicted model, not a curated record